Fusarium keratoplasticum is the source of this 2007-nucleotide messenger RNA. RefSeq lists its product as uncharacterized. Bases 7 to 2007 code for a protein of 666 amino acids. Lineage: Eukaryota; Fungi; Ascomycota; Sordariomycetes; Hypocreales; Nectriaceae. The record is from RefSeq and is a predicted model, not a curated record. The transcript has 3 exons.
CAGGCCAUGGACCAGGCAAAUCGCCGCCAAAAGCCAUCCAAGGCAGGCCAACAAGGCUUCAAGACAAAGUCUUGCAACAUCCCCAGCCUCACCGAGCUUCGCAAGUCGCUAGGUUACGGGCACAGGGGGGAAGAGCGAGAUAUCGCCUUCAAGAGAGCCCUCACAGCACAAGUCGAGACAUUUGUUUCCAAAGACAACUUGCCCGGUGUCAGCUUCACAAAGUGGAAGACACUUGCCCACCAGAAAGGCCUCCGGGACAUGACCAAGGACUUCCUUUUCGUCAAACAAAAAGGUCCUGAAUUCUGGCCCGACGACCCCAACUCGCCUAACAAGCGGCCUCUCAAGUACACAAGGGACUACGAACAGAUACAUCUUCUCUUGACCAAAGUGUUUUACCGCACAGCUCGGGAACACAAACGCAAACAGUCCGCACCUUCGACUUCCAAAGAGUCGACUCAGAAACCCAAGUCUACCUCCACUAAGCAACCUCAUCCAAAAAAGAUCUCGGGUGAACAGACUUCGCGACAAGCCUACCCAUACUCCAGGGGCCAAAGCGCCGACGACCCCAUCGAGCUUGACAACAUGCAGCCUACAACAAACUCUUCCGCACCACCUGCGGAUGUCGACCCGUUUGCAGGGAUGUUCACCUCCAGGCAAUUUAUGCCACUUGAAGGAAUGCCAGAUGGCAUCCCGCCUGAGGAAGAGCCUAUCGAUCGAGUAUGGGAAAUGCGAGAUGACUAUCUCAAUAUUCAAGUCCCUCGAGAUAACAAUCCAACUUCAAAUAUCCCCACCCAUACUACACCUGUUGAAGAUCCGUAUCAAGGGCCUAACAGCCCGACCGAAGACACUCAUGUUGUACGCGUCAAGUUCGCCAAACUUUUUGUAUAUCAUACUGACAUUGACUACAAGCCUCGAGAUCGCGGUAAACGGCCGGAACGACCGUACUCCAUCCAAGAUGUUCGCCCCGCCAAAGUCCCUCGACAUGAACAAGACAACAUAGAAGUCGUCGCCGGAUCAUCAACCAAUGGCCCGUCUUCCAAUAACUCAUCCGCCAACGUGCCUUCUGCCAGUAACUCGUCUUCCAGUUUUGCUCCCACCAGCGUCCCUUCCCAAUAUGUUCCAUCGGCCGGUCCCCCUUCUGCUGCGCCUGUCAAGAAAAGGGGCUACACCCGUCACGAGCAUACAAGAACCCGAGCCUCAAAGCGGCCCCGGAAGCCAGUUCAGCGCCCGGGUUUCGCUCGUGAGCAAACCAUGGACAGAGCUUUUCUCACCUCUUCUUCGGAAGAGGAAGAAGAACAAGACAGUGACGCAGAGCGUGAGUUCCAAGAGCCGCCACGCCCUACAGCCAAUGUCUCCAACGACACAUCUCGUGAUGAGAAUCCCUCCACUACUGUACCUCCUGGUAACGCUACAGAACCAGCAGCAGAGAAGCCAUCGUCAAAGCCCCGUAAAAAUGCUUCCAAGAAGCAAGCUUCGACCAAGAAAAGCUCCAAGCCCAGAGCACCUAGAUCAAGCGCGAAGCGUGGCCCGGCGCAAGAAUCCCCAGCCGGGCCCAGCAACUCUACGCAGCAGCAGGCCAAUGGCAGCUCAACAUCCGGGCCAGGAACUAGUCAGUCUCAAACUGGCCAGCCCCAGACCGAGCAGAACCAGCCACCUCGAAACAACACCGUGCCAAGUGGAGAGAGACAAGUUAUUGAUUCUACAUCAUUCCUCUUCCUCAGACACAACGGCAAAGCGUUCAGGCCCUGGACGCCCUCAGCCAACGUGUUCCAUGCGUCCCUCUCCGAGCUCAUGCAGGAUCUAGGGUGGGACAAGGCCCAAACGCUCUCCCUGAAGCUUGAUGCCAAAUUCCUUGAUGAUGCAUAUGAAGUGGACGUUGAGCCAGGCGAUAAUGAAACGCUCAACAAAAUGAGGCGCAGCUUUGUCAGGGAGAUGAAACGGUGCUACCAGCGCACCAGGGAGCCAAACUUGGAGUUUGAACUGCACUUCAAGCCGCUGCAGGUGUAA